Myxocyprinus asiaticus (Chinese sucker) is the source of this 5104-nucleotide messenger RNA. RefSeq lists its product as uncharacterized. The record is from RefSeq and is a predicted model, not a curated record. Bases 1915 to 2859 code for a protein of 314 amino acids. The transcript is spliced from 10 exons. NCBI's taxonomy places the organism in Eukaryota, Metazoa, Chordata, Actinopteri, Cypriniformes, Catostomidae.
AGUGGAUAAAGUGAAGAAAGAAGAAGUACAAUAAAUACUCAACACAAGAUUCUGAUGAGGGGCAAACUGUGGGCAAAUUUAUAUUUCACCAAAGUGCUAAGGAGUAAUUGUUCAACAUGUGGAGCUUUCUAGUUCUUUUUUCCUGCGCAUUUUCAGCUGGGUCUUUGACUACUGUAACUGCUCCAGUGGGAGGAAAGGUCACCAUUAAGUGUUCACAUUUCCUGGCCCACCUCAAUAUCAAAUAUUUCUGCAGAGACCCUUGUGCUGAAGGGAAUGUUCUCAUUAAGUCUGAGACGGGAGAAAGAGAGACUCGUAGAGGGAGAUAUACUCUACACAAUAUGGGGACAGAGUUCACAGUGAUUAUCGCUGGCCUGCGGAAAUCAGACUCUGGGACGUAUAUCUGUGCAGUUGAGAGAUUAGUAAAGGACACUUUCCAGUAUGUGACUCUAUAUGUGAUUGAAGGCUCGACACAAAUGCCUGUCCCAGUAAGUACAUCCAGACAACCUGCAAGAAGAACAACAAGAGAAACAACAGAAAAUAAAGGAACGUCAGUGAUUUCGAAGUGGACUGCAGCUUCAACACCACCAGUAACCUCAAACAGAUCAGCAGUGUCUGAACAUUUGUUUUAUAUUGCCGCUGGUCUUGGCACACUUGUGCUGAUUUUAACAGUCCUCCUCUUCAUAUUUAUCAAACAAAAGUAUAAGCAAAAGAGAUGCUCCUCCACUGUGACAUCAUCAGUACAUCUAUCUGAUUCAUAUAACUAUGCCACACUGAACUUCACAUCACAAUCAGACAGUCUGUACUAUUCUUCUGUGGUUUUUAUCAAGGAGCCUGACUGCAAUAUCAACAACAGUGAGAAGGUUUUAGGGGAAGAAACACUUUAUUCAUCUGUUCGGACUUAGCAGGAAUCAAAUGCCAUUGAUUUAUACUCAAUGAUCUAUUCCACUGUUACAAAAUUGUUUGAUUUGUUGAUUUGAUAAAUAAGCUUUGAAUUUAUAAUUAAAAUAAAUUGUAAUUGUUGCAAAUUCUAAAAAUUCUGCCAAAUCGCCAAGGCUAUUUUGUCCAUUUGCCCAACUAUUAAUGUAUGAUCCAAAUGUAUAAAUUGUGACAUUUCAGAUUGGAGAGUUGUAAACAGGUCAGUGUGCACAGUGUACAGAAGGUGAGUGAUGCAUACCAGCCAGUAUUUUUUAGUAACAUUAUCAGUAGUCCAUGAAAUUGUUAAUACUCACCAGUGCUUAGAUGGGUGUAAAUAGUUUCCAGUUUUCAGUUACCGAUACCAUUGUAGAAAUUCACUAUUUACAGUCAUCCAUUAUUCAUUUAAUUCACUACUGAAAGUGUCCAAUAACAGGGUGGUUACUGAGAUUUAGCGAGUAGUAUUCAGCUGGUCAUGUGAUCCUAACAUGGCAGCCCCCAUGUGGUGACCCUCUCCAUGUAGAAUAAAACAGCUUUUAUUAGGAUACUAAUAUGACUGGAGUCUUUAUCUCAUGUGAGUGCUUAUAAAUGUAUACAUCUGUUUCAAAAUUACUAUUCAUUUCUUUGGAAGUACAAUGUUCUGUGAGUGCACCGUGUAACUAUUAACAUGUUUCACUAACAUUUGACAACAACAAAUGCUACAAUAAUUUUUCUUUGUCUUCAUUUACAAAACUAUAUCUAUUGCAAGUGUAUUGGGGCCAUUGUAUGUUGGUUUUAUACAUAUAAAACAUAAAAUGAAUGAAUGGUUGUCUAAUAAUGAAAAGACUGUAAAAGAGUUUUGAACUUAUGAACUCUCAUACUUGUAAAGAAAUGCACGUGUGUGAAUUUAGUGAGACUAGAAUUCACAUUGCAUCACAGUAACCUCACUGAUGUCAAAAGAGCAGAAGUAGAAGUUAAUGCGGAAACAGAAGAUUCUGAUGAGAGGGUAAAUCAUUCUCUUUUAUGAAAGUCCUGAAGAGAAAGAAACUUUUCACUAUGUGGAGCUCUCUAUUUUUCUUCUGCUGUGUCUUUACAGCUGGGUCUUUGACUACUGUAACUGCUCCAAUGGGAGGAAAGGUCACCAUUAAGUGUUCACAUUUCCUGGCCCACCUCAAUAUCAAAUAUUUCUGCAGAGAGACUUGUGCUGAUGGGAAUAUUCUCAUUAAGUCUGAGAUGGGAGAAAGAGAGACUCGUAGAGGGAGAUAUACUCUACACAACAUGGGGACAGAGUUCACCAUGACCAUCACUGCCCUGCAGAAAUCAGACUCUGGGACGUAUAUCUGUGCAGUUGAGAGAUUAGUAAAGGACACUUUCCAGUAUGUGACUCUAUAUGUGGUUGAAGAUAACAAGAUCACUGAGGUCUCAACUGCUCGCAGUAGGAUCUCAACAUCCUAUUCAAAGACACCAGAUCUGAAUCUUCAAUCAACCAGCAUCACACCCAAUGAACAGUCUCUUGCUUCGACAUGUUCCAUUGUUAUUUUCAUCAUUGCAGGGGUUUUGCUUUUGCUCCUCAUUGGUCCUACUUUGGUUAUAGUGUCCAUCCGAAUGAAAAAACAGACUUGUGAUCUGAUCUCAUCUUCUGCUGAAGGGUUUUGUCCUGCAUUUAGAAAAGGAGAAGAGAUAGAAAAUGAGAAUGUGACCUCAACAGUCCUUCCAGGUUCACCAGCAGCAUACAGUGCUGAAACAUCUGCUUCAGAUGAGUUUCACAGACCUACAAACACCGAACCAGGAAACAUGGCCGAUCCUCAUAGGGAUUCCUACUACAUCAAUGUUUCCCCACCAGUAACAGAUUGCUUGGAUCAAGAACUUGACACCAGUAGUAGGAGUCAUGUGUAUCAGUGUCUUAUAACUGAUUCUGUUCAACAGUCGGUCUAUCACAGUAUUAAUCGAACUACAGACUGCCCAUAGAAUCCUUAAUAUGAACUUCAGAGUUUUUUACUCAACAUCAUUAAGGGGAGACCGGGGAGAUAAGCGAACAUCAUAAAUCCACACCGGAAACUAUAUUAUGGAGGCAGAUUUUUACUGAAAGGGUUAAAUGUGUUCUUAGGACAAAGACAUUUUUCAGUUUGGGGCAAGUGUUUUAAAUGUAUUCAAUUAAAAUUAUAAAUCUUUACAAUGUAUCAAUGAUGAUAUUUGUUGGCCAGUAACAAUGCUUUGAUAUUUGUGUGCGUUACCUUUCCAAUUUUUGUCGUUUAAUGAAUUUUUUUGUGCGCCAUAACCGUUUACUUGUUAACUUUUGCUGAAAAAAGCCUGGAAUAGUCUGCUUAAUGCAGGCAUGGAUUUAAAGAGAGGUGUACAUUUUGGUUGUGGUGAUAUGGAGGUCACAGGGCAACCUAAUUUAAGCCUCAGUAUGUAAUGUACGUUGCAGUCUUGAAAGUGUAAAAAUGGAAAGAGUAUAAAAGUGUUCAUUAAUCUCCAUCUCAUAAAGCAAAGGGGAUCAUUUAGUAAAUUCAGCAAACAUCUAAUCUUGAUUAGGAGAGUGGCUAAUCAUCAUAUAAACCGAUCUAUGUGGUUCUGAGAACUGCACAGGUACGAGACUCAGGAAAGUGAUGAAAUAGAAAAGUGUGGGUGAGCUUAGUUUGACUAGAGGUCAAACUUAUGGCAGUAAGGAAAAUGAUUGCUUCAGUUGUAAUAAAUACAAUAUGGAAUGAAAGGGGGUUGUAUAGAGUAUUCCUGGCACAACAUACCUAAAAUAUAGAGUCGUUUUGUAAAGCAUUUUAUUGAACGAACAGAAACAAAUCCACUGCAAAGAGGAAACAGGUUGUGGUUAGUGAACACAGGUGGAGCUCACAAAGAGUUAAACAAAGUUGACUGUUAGAUUCCUGAAGCAUUUUCACACAUAAUGCCUCUCAACAUCACACAGAUGUAUCGACGGUCAGCUCUAGUAUCGAGCAGUUGAAUCUAUUAAUGGAAGAAUGGAGUAUUAUUGUAUAUUUGAUGCAUUUAAAGUUGUUAGACAGUUUUGGGUUGUUUUUCAUAUGAAUGUGUGACCAUAGAAAUGAGAUUCUCACUAGAAGACAUAUUUCUGGUGAUCAAUAAGCUCUAAAAGAUCUUUAAAAAAAUAAAAAAUAAAAAUGUUUUAAUGAUGUUUUAAAUGAAGCAAGUGUCCUCAUGUCCUGCUAGUGUUUGUGCAGUUGUGGUGGACAGUACGCUGUGUGCGGACAUUAUAGUGAGUCAUUAAGUGUUAAAACUUAGCCUAGCUGUGGCGUAAAUGGGCACUAAGUCACAAUUUUUGCACUACUAAAUAUUUGAGCGUUGCACCAUCAAACUUAGGUAGGACGUAACCCUACAUAUAAACUAAUACGUACAACAUCUACUGUUGUUAUGAUCCGUUUUCUUCUCAAUUAUUUCUGCUGUCAUUUACGUUUCUCAGCUCCAGAAACCCCAAGACCUGCUCAUUACUCCAUCUCUACCUCCACCCAAUGACCAUCACUACCUCCAUCUGCAAACAUAAUCACUAACCACAUCACAGGUACACACGCACGCAUGCACACACAUGCAAUCACUGACUACAACAUCAACACAUGCAUACAUUUUCUACAAGAUGCUAACGUGAAGAUACGUACAGUAUGUUUACAUGCGAGUAGAGAAUCUGUCAGAGUGGUAACUUUACUCAAAACAAUAACAGCUUGUAAAUGUAACUGUUGGUACUGUAUGUUAUGCUACUGCAUUGUUAUUUUUAUAAGAAACCCAAUUUAAGAUCGAUCUUUGCUGUAGUUACUGUUUAUUCACAAACACUGGUCAAAACAAUAUAAGCUCCAUGAGAAGGAUGAACUUGAAUGUAUAUGAUGUCUUGUAUCACCCUGAAGGGGUUUAUUUGCAAUAAUGACCAACUGACUGUAAAUUAUCCAGCUUAUUACAUGGCUACUUACAAAGAUAGACAUUUAAUAAUGAUUUGAAUUAAAUGUAUGUAAUUAUGUGAGAAGAAAGAGACUGCAGAGUCUCCAGAAACUGCUGAAUUCAUCAACAUCACUUUAUUUCUGGAUGUACAGUCAUUAUUCAGAAAAAUCAGACAGCUGCAUAACGCAACUGACAAAUCAGAAUUCCAGAAAACCAUGUAAAAAAUAUUAGAGGUAGACUGAUAGGUUUUACUGAUUAUUUAUAAACAUGUGUGGUGUCUUGUUAAAUGUCGACAGCUGAAAAUUGAUCAGUU